This is a messenger RNA of Pseudo-nitzschia multistriata, 1379 nucleotides long. Lineage: Eukaryota; Bacillariophyta; Bacillariophyceae; Bacillariales; Bacillariaceae. The record is from the annotation of a GenBank genome assembly.
AUAGGAACUGAUGCACUGUCGACGAAAGAAGGCUAGCGAUUGUUUAGUUCGCACUUUGGAUUCCGAGAAGAGAAAGUCCAAAAUCGGUUUCAGCAAUAUAUUCCGUUGAACUCCCCUUUAAAUGGACAUAUCGUCCAACAAUAGAGACGAAUCAUCGUCAUCCUCUCCUUCUGGGGCAGACGCGUCCUCGGCUUCGGAUGUAAGCGGACAGCGAUGGACUUGCGAGGCAUGCGGUUGCAAUACAAAUAGAGACAGCGAUAGGACAUGUUCCAUUUGUGGUACGAGGCGAGAGAGCGGUAUGUUUAGAUCGAAGUCUAUUUCUUCGUCCCUCGUCUUUUCGUUGAUACAAUCAAUCACGAUCUACGAUUUCACUCGUUUGUGAUGUUCCAGUAUGUUCUGCGGUUUUCAGUUCUGAAACUAGUGAUCAUGUUGCUUGGAAGCAACAUUUGAAUCGCCAAAGCACCACAAUCUUGGGCUGCGCGACUACUAGCACCGAUGAUGUGUUCUAAUUGUUAAUAAUAUGUUUGCUCUGUACUUUCGUCAAUUUAUUCCUGUUCCAGGCACGUCAAUACUAAGAAGAGCAGGGUAUGCAGCAAGAGCUUCUGGAUUGUUUGGAAGGAAUGCGAUCAUAAUGCGACGCAACAUUUUGAAUGACAAUACAGAUGGUAGCGGUAGUGCCCGCGAACUUGCAUUCAGGGUGGAUGAAGAUUACACUGCAUCCCUGGUACGACGGAAUGUUUUGAAUGACAAUAAUGGUGGUAGCAACAGUGAAGAUCAGCAAUUCAACUUUAACUUUGAGGGUGUGUUAAUGGACGACUAUGUCGAUUUCUUGGAAGGUAUGGAUGACACUAUCCAAUUAGGUCCUCCCGAUCCUGAUGAAGAUGAACACGAAGGGCUGUCAAUGGCCGAGGUGGCUGCGGGAGCAGGUGGUGACAGCAGCAGCAACAACAACGUUGCCAAUUAUCGAAGUGCCGCAAUUCGGUUUCGAGUAGCUGCAGCGAUGCGAAGAGCGAGAGCAGAUAACCGAUUCGUUGCUCCUAGCGCAAGAGAAUCGACACAGGGACUUUCACCAGAAGACCUUCUGCACGCUGCAAACAACAACGAUUCUGCUUACCAGCCUAAGUGGAUGGACCUUUCUCAAAUUGGGGGUCGAAUGAGAACUGGCAAUGGGAUAGAAGUUGGAGAAGGGGCGGAACAAAAUGUUGCGUAUCUUCCGCUGGGAUCAGGCGAAGGUCGCGCCUUGAGAGCGCUUGAAGCCUUCCCAAGAAGUCUCCCAUUUGCAUCGUUUUCAUCAGUCUCAUCAUCAACUAUGUCGGCUACAAAUAGCUCUUUUGCAUCAACGUCUAAUCAGGAGCGUAGAAUAAGGCGAGUUUUUGGUU